Messenger RNA from Adineta steineri, 1068 nucleotides. The record is from the annotation of a GenBank genome assembly. Lineage: Eukaryota; Metazoa; Rotifera; Eurotatoria; Adinetida; Adinetidae.
AUGGAUAAACCUCAAAUUAUUUUACAUAGUCAAAAAUCAGUUAAUUAUACAGUCUUUGACGUUAAAUGGAUACCAACAUCAGCAAAAUUUAUUUCACUUGGUAAUCAUGCACGUGGAACUGGUGCUUUAGAUAUAUUUGAAAUAACACAUGGAGAUAUUGCUCUUAUUGCACAACAUGAAAAACCUACAGCUUUUAAAUGUGGAACUUUUGGGGCUUCACCAUCUCGAGAAAGACGACAUUUAGCUACGGGAAAUUUCGAUGGUUACAUUCAAGUUUGGGAUUUGGAAAAACUUGAAAAACCAAUUUAUUCUGUUAAGGGACAUACGGAAAUUAUUAAUGCUAUUGAUGCUAUUGGUGGAUUAGGAGUGGGUGAAGGAGCACCGGAAAUUGCUACUGCUAGUCGAGAUGGUCGAGUACAUAUAUGGGAUACAAGACAAGCUGAUCUUCCUGUUGCCAGUAUGGAACCAGCUGAAGGUGAAACUAAACGCGAUUGUUGGGCAGUUUGUUUUGGUAAUUCAUUUAACUCAAGUGAACGUGUUGUUUGUGCUGGUUAUGAUAACGGAGAUGUAAAAUUAUUUGAUCUGAGAACAAUGUCUAUUCGAUGGGAAACGAAUAUUAAAAAUGGAGUAUGUUGUUUGGAAUUUGAUAGAAAAGAUAUUGAAAUGAAUAAACUUGUUGCAACAACAUUAGAAAGUAAAAUACAUGUAUUCGAUAUGAGAACACAACAUGUUGAAAAAGGCUUUGCAUCUGUUGUGGAAAAAGCACAUAAUUCAACUGUAUGGAUUGGACGACAUUUACCACAAAAUCGAGAUGUAUUUAUGACUUGUGGUGGUUCAGGUUCAUAUUAUCUAUGGAAAUAUAAUUAUCCAGAAAAUCGUGUUAAGACUCAAACUGAUAAAACUGAAGUAGGCGUAGCUGGUACGUUAACUCUUCUUCAAAAUAUUGGUCUAUCCACUCAACCAGCUAGUGCAUUUGAUUGGAGUCCUGAUAAACCUGGCUUAGCUUGUACAUCCGCAUUUGAUCAAACUGUUCGUGUAUUAAUAACAACAAAACUAAAUUCCAUUUAA